GCGUGGGACAGAGGAGAGAGGGGGUGCGUCUCCAAGUGCGCACGGCGUGAACAGGAACUUUAGGCUUCUUCUGACAAGAGAUACCAAGAAGACUAAAGAAACAAAGAAUGUGCGAGUGACAAGCGGCCGAGACCUCGCAUCAAAGACUGGUUUGACCCCUCGCUGGACUUCAGAAAGCCUCUUCCGACUCCCGACAUCCCACAAUGCCACUGGUCGUGUUGCCCACCUCUCGGCUGCUAUGGGUGCGCGUCGCCGCCCUGCUGUUCACCUGCGUGGCGUUCAGCGUGGCGGCGCACGGGGCCUCGCUGAACCACGGGGGCAUGGCGGACUGGUGCAUCUUCUGCUGGGCGUUCAGCUUCGCCUGCACCCUGCUGGUCCUGCUGGUGGAGCUGUUCGGCCUCCAGGCCCGGGCCCCGGUGUCCUGGACUAACUUCCCCAUCACCAUCGCUUGCUACGCCUCACUCCUCUGCCUCUCCGCCUCCGUCAUCUUCCCACUCUUUUUCCUCAAGGACCAGCGCUUCCUCGGAGAGGUCCGAGACUACCGCAUCGCCGCCACCGUCUUCUCCUGCCUGGCGGCGGUGGCCUACAUGGGGGAGGUGAGCCUGACCAAAGCGAGGCCAGGAGAGGUGGCAGGUUACAUGGCUACGGCUCCCGGGCUGCUGAAGGUGUGCCAGACCUUUGUGGCCUGCAUCAUCUUCAUCCUGGUCAGCGACCCCGUGUCCUACGACCACCACGCGGCUCUCCGGUGGUGCUUGGCGGUGUACUGCAUCUGCUUCAUCCUCUCCAUGGCCGUGGUGGUGCUGUGCGUGGGCGAGUGCACCGGUCACCUCCCCAUCCCUUUCUCCAAGUUCCUGUGGGCUUACGGGCUCCUGGCGGUCAUCAUGUACAUGACGGCGACCGUCAUCUGGCCCGUGUUCCAGUUCGACAAACACUACAAGCGCCGCGGCCAAGCGACGGCCAGGCCGAUCGCCGUGGCGGCGCUCACCGGCCUCAACUUCCUGCUUUACCUCGCCGACCUGGCCUACACGGCCAGACUAGUGUUUGUCAGCGCCUGAGAGGAAAAGAGAUGACGGAGGGGGGAGAUGCACGGAAAUAAAGAUGCAAAGAGGUCGAAUGGCUCUCCAGAAAAAAAGUGUAGCUUUUGUUUAUGACCAAAAAGAGCCCAAACAAUACUCGUCAUGCCUUUUGGUGUCUAUUAGAAUGCUGAUAUGAGAUUUCCUUUGUAUGUGUAUAUCUGCAGUGUUUUACCUCUAAUGCUAAACAACAAGUGUAACGUGAACAAUGUAAAAGUCAAUGCUGUUAAAAUCCAAUGAAGUCAACACACUGGAACAGCAGAAGAGGUUUUUUUGGUUUUUUUGGUGAGAAUAAAUGCAUUUCCUGUAUUUGAGACACACAGGACCCCUGGUUGCCCUCUUCCGAACCUAUAUGAUGUUAAAUGUUUCAUAUCUAUUCUCAUAUUAUAUACUGUACCUAAGAUCUUCUUCGUUGCCAGAGUUUUGCUACAAUUUGUAAAAUGCCACACAAAAAAAAAGUGCCUUCAUCAUUUCAAGUGUUGGUUGUGAAAAGGUAAAGUGUCAGUGUUGAAGCGUUUGAGAAAAUAAAGUUUUCACUUUAACGUGGUGAAAUGCACCGUGA
Cyclopterus lumpus (lumpfish) is the source of this 1635-nucleotide messenger RNA. RefSeq names its product myeloid-associated differentiation marker homolog. The record is from RefSeq and is a predicted model, not a curated record. The transcript has 2 exons. Bases 204 to 1055 code for a protein of 283 amino acids. Gene Ontology annotation, cellular component: membrane. NCBI's taxonomy places the organism in Eukaryota, Metazoa, Chordata, Actinopteri, Perciformes, Cyclopteridae.